AUGGCGGAAGACGAUGAUGGUGUUUCGGAUAAAAAAUCAUCUCAAAAUUCAAAUAAUGCAGGCUAUCCUGAAGAGAAUCAGCAAAAUUCAACAAAGCCUGAUCUAGGUAUAGAAGAAGCUAAGUAUGACAGCAAAGAAAAUGGUCAUACUUCAGCAACAGAGCCUACUAGCUCGACGUCAAAGUCAACGGGAACAAUGCGUAAAGAUGAUAAUCCUUUUUCAUUUCGACAUUUCCUGAAGCGCGACUUAUCCUUACCAGGGAAUUCUACGUACGAGAACACCGGUGCUAGGCCAAAGGUUUACGCGAAUACAGUGCAGCAUUCUCCUACGAGAAUAGAUAAAUUGGAUAUUCAUAAUGAAUCGAGGCGGGAGAAAAAUCGUUUCAACGAUAUCAAAGCCAAAGAAAAUAAAACUGACAGUGUUUUACAUCGCAAUAGUGACGAUGCUUCAUCAAGUAGUUCAGUAGAAAUUCCUUUUAGUGUAGUCGAAGAAUCUGAAUCUAAGCAUAACUUCUAUGCAGAUCAUACGGAUGUACCAUUUUUCCACCGGCCAAACCUGGCAUCAGAGCCUCUAGGCAUGCCUUCUCUUCCUGACUUUGUUCAAGACCAUAUUUUGGUGGAACAGGCUUAUUUAAAUUCAAACGGUCCUAUAUCAGUAGAUCUCGAUAAUUUACCCGAUUUUACAUACACUAAUUCUAAUUAUAGUGCUGGUUCCUCAUCUUCUCUAGGUAGAAGAAAUAAGAAUAGUUAUGGUAACAGAAAUUACGACUAUGACUCUUAUUUGGGUGCUCCAUCAACCUCUGCUGAUCCAGCAAUACGGAAUGUUCCAUUGGAUCUCCCUGGAGGGGCUGAGGCAGCUCCUCCAUUAGACCUAGUGCACCUUAACUUGGAUUUAACUGAGUCAGUUAAUCCAGCAGACAGAAGAAAUGUCUCGCCAAGAAACAACUUUCCUCUUGAUCUCCCUCCUAAUGCUGGAGCUGAUUCAAUGCGGUUGCCAGAUUUCUUACCAAUACACCCUGGCAGAACAUCACCUGAACCUCAACCACAGAACGAUCAGUUGCAGCAUAUUGUUGAGUUAGAAAGGACCAGAUGGGAUGAGUUUUAUCUGAGUCGAGCCACUGAAGGAGAAUCAAUGAUUACCAAAUUGAAGAAUGAAAUCAAAAGACUAAAGGAGGAAUUAUCUUCGUCCCAAGAAGAGGUCCGUUCCCUCCGCAAUGUUCAAAGCAACGCGGCCGUCGACCUGAGGCAUGCUACCACCGUCGCUGAGACAUCACUACGGGAAUUAUUAUCUGGAUUGGAGCGACUUCGUUCGCUCAGUUCCACUUUGGACCCGACUUGA
Messenger RNA from Pieris macdunnoughi, 1338 nucleotides. NCBI's taxonomy places the organism in Eukaryota, Metazoa, Arthropoda, Insecta, Lepidoptera, Pieridae. The record is from the annotation of a GenBank genome assembly.